Molecule: messenger RNA, 3549 nt
Organism: Metarhizium album ARSEF 1941
Lineage: Eukaryota; Fungi; Ascomycota; Sordariomycetes; Hypocreales; Clavicipitaceae
Product: regulator of deoxyribodipyrimidine photo-lyase PHR1
Exons: 3
Coding region: 1-3549 (1182 amino acids)
Biological process (GO): chromatin remodeling
Cellular component (GO): nucleus
Molecular function (GO): histone H3K9 demethylase activity; histone H3K36 demethylase activity
Source: RefSeq, a predicted model, not a curated record
AUGUCGACCGACGUCGUGAGCGACGCAGCGCCUCUAGAUCCUGGGGCUCCCGCCUCCCAGUCCCAGCUCCAGGCCCAGGCACCGUCCCAGGCACCGGGACCCAGCUCAAGCUCCGACCCUCAACCAACUGCACGUCCUGCUCCGACGUCAGCCUCCAAUCAACAUGUCACCGACUCCCAAGUCCAGAUGAUGAUUGAAUGUGCAAAGCCGCCCGCGCCCGUAUUUUUGAACUCGCCACCCGAUAGCAACAAUGCGACCAAGUCUGACGUCGAUGCGAGCGACUCGGAGCUGAGUGACCUUGACGAGGAACCGACUCUCGACGAUGCACCUUCCGCACCCACGCCCGAACCCGCGCCCCAAGUUGCAUCUGCACAUUCCGGGGCUGGGGCCACGGCUACGGCCACGGCUGCGACGACUUCUACUUGUGUACCUGCACCUUCACCAACCAAAAGCCCCGAGGGGGCAAAACAACAAGACCAAGACGACGACGACGACGACAUUGGAGAAGUACUCCCUGAUGACUGGUCUGGGGCCGUCCCCAUCUUUCGCCCGACAUGGCACCAAUUCAAGGAUUUCCAGAAAUUUAUGAAAAAGGUUGACCGAUACGGUAUGAAGUCCGGCAUCAUCAAAAUCAUUCCCCCGAAGGAAUGGAAAGACGCCCAACCUCCAUUGGAUGAACUUGUCAAGCACAUCCGAGUUCGAGAACCCAUCAAGCAAGAUAUCAUGGGGUCCAAUGGCACCUAUCGGCAAGUCAACAUUCUCCACGGCCGGUCCUACAAUGUUCCACAGUGGCGCCAACUCUGCGAACAGAGCGAGCACCAGCCUCCCGCCAGACGUGGUGAACGCCGAGCCAAUGCCGAUAAACCCAAGCCAGCUCGGCCGAGACCUGCCGCCCCCAAAGAUUCCAAGCCAUCAACCUCAAAGAAGCGCGGCAGAGGCCGACCAGCCAAGAACAAGGCAAAAAAGAAGUCCAACGACGGGGAUGAACGUCCCAUGACUCCCAUCUCGCCCAAGCCAGAGCCUGAUGCUGAUCCUGAGGAAGGGGCAGACAAGCUUGUUGACUCUAUCGAGCAGGAACUCGGAGAAGAAGUCCAGCAAGACGGUGAACCUCUUGUUGGCAGAAUAGACAGUCGAAUGGGCGGCGCCAAACUCGCCAAGCCCAAGACACAGUCUGUGUCUGCCCGUCGCAAGUACAGCAGACGGGAGGGAUCAACCAUGAUUGACGAGGCGGCCUUCAAAGAUUUCGAUUAUCGUAUGGAUAUUUCGGACUUUACCCCAGAGCGAUGCGAAGAACUGGAACGAGCGUACUGGAAGACCCUUACCUACGCAGCACCGUUGUAUGGGGCCGACAUGAUGGGUACUCUUUUUGAUGACCGAACAGGCACUUGGAAUCUUAACAAACUUCCGAAUCUGUUGGAUGUCCUUGGCACAAAAAUCCCAGGAGUCAACACGGCAUAUUUGUAUCUGGGAAUGUGGAAAGCUACUUUUGCCUGGCAUCUCGAAGAUGUGGACUUAUACAGCAUCAACUACCUCCACUUUGGUGCGCCCAAGCAGUGGUAUAGUAUUUCUCAGGCUGACGCCCGUCGAUUUGAGGGUGCCAUGAAGAGUGUGUGGCCUGCGGAUGCCAAGGCGUGCAACCAGUUCUUACGACACAAGGGCUUCUUGAUUUCUCCCCAUCAUUUGCUGCAACAUUACGGAAUCAAGGUGAACAAGGUUGUAUCAUACCCCGGCGAAUUCGUGGUAACGUAUCCUUACGGCUACCAUUCGGGCUAUAAUCUUGGUUACAACUGUGCCGAGGCCGUCAAUUUUGCCUUGGAUUCUUGGCUAGAGAUGGGCAAAAUUGCCAAAAGAUGCGAAUGCGCACAAGCCCAAGACAGUGUCUGGAUCAAUGUGUACGAAAUCGAGCGGAAACUUCGCGGGGAGGAAACGGAAUAUGAGGAGACAGAGGAUGAUGAUGACGACGAUGAUGACGAAGAUCUAUCUGGCCUACCUACACCGCCAGCGAUCAACGGUGCUAUCAAGGAUGCGAUCAAGAAGAGAAAGCGAGGUGCAGGUGAAGACAAGGCCAGAGUCAAGAGGAUCAGAUUGCGACUCAAGGCUAAAAUGGAACCACCAUGUUGCCUCUGUCCCAACGACAUUCCUCACUUCGAUGUUCUCCCUACAGACGAGGGUCGCAAGGCUCACAAGUUAUGCGGCCUCUAUAUUCCCGAAACAUAUAUGGACUCUGUCGAUGGCAAGGAGGUCAUCUGCAAUGUUGGAAGCGUGCACAAGGACCGACUGAAUCUUAAGUGCUUGCUUUGCCGCUCGAGACGCGGCGCUUGCUUCCAGUGCUCUCACCAGAAGUGUGCAAGAGCCUAUCACGCCACGUGUGCAGCUGCGGCUGGCGUUUUUGUCGAAGAUCAAGACAUCCCCGUGUUCGCAGAAGAUGGUACAGAAUACAAGGAGCAGGCGUUCGAGUUCACCUGUCGGUUCCACCGAGUAAGGCGGGACAAGAAGACUGAUGGCAGCGCCCUGGAAAUGGACGUCAAUAUUCGAAGCGCAGCCAAGGAGCUCAAGACGGGUGAAAUCUGUCAGCUGCAGUACCUCAAGGGUGAAAUAUUUGCUGGUGUCAUUGUCGAAAACCGUCUGCAUGACGAAACCCUCCUAAUCGAUCUACUUCCUCAGGGGGGCCAGUUGGAAGUCGAAUGGAAGUGGCUCGUUCUGCCAGAUCCGGCUGAUUACCAUCUCCCAAAGGCAUCCGCAAAGGCUUUGCCCAUGCCUGCUUCUCGCAAGGCCAAGGAUAAACUCAACACCAAGAGACUCCACGCCGAUAAACCUAGGAAGGAUGACUUGUUUUGCGAAGGCUACAGAUGGGCGGAGUUUGAGUCCUGUGAAGUUUCAAACAAGGGACAAUCCAAAGUCGAUCUCACCAAGCCAGAUCAAAUUUGGCACUAUCUCGGCAAGACGUCGACAGAGGCGAGGGCACAGUAUACUGAAGAUCUUGCACGGCAACGACACAAUCCUAAGGGCAACUUUUUGGACACCAUACCCAAGCCACCCAGGCCUGCAGCCCCUAUUUCCAGACCCAUAUGCAACCACCAGUCAUACAUUGCCAAAGCUAUAGCCUACUCGUACAGCCUUGCGGGUGCUUGUGCUCCAGUGAACAGAGAGGUUUCGUUUGAGAGGCCCCGUAAACCUUGGACGCCUUCAGAGUCCAACCUCACGAAGCCCGCGACAUUUGCGAAUCAAGAUUCUGCUGCCACGAAUACGUCGUCAGUUGGCUCAGCACCGACAUUCCAUGCGUAUAAUCAUCAAACGGCAAACUUCCGACCGCAGUCUGCCGUUGUACACGGCACACCGCAGAACCAGAGUACGGCACAUGUGCAAAGCACGCAGCAUAUUGAGAUGCCCCAGGUGGCAGUAAACCCAUUACCCCAAAGCCGUCAGUCUGGAUACCAGCAGCCUCUCAACGCACCAUCUGGUCAACAGGGCAAGCCCCUGUGGCAAGUCCACUCGUCCGUGUAUCAAAAGUACCCCUUCUUCCGAGUGAAUUACAAUCGGUACGUGUAG